Messenger RNA from Nelumbo nucifera (sacred lotus), 1704 nucleotides. The record is from RefSeq and is a predicted model, not a curated record. NCBI's taxonomy places the organism in Eukaryota, Viridiplantae, Streptophyta, Magnoliopsida, Proteales, Nelumbonaceae.
CCAUUCAUAAUCUUUACAUCUAAGCUGCAAAAAAGGUCAGCAUGCUUGCAAAGCUUCUCUCUUCUCCUGCUCCAAGACAACUGAAUCAAAUCCGUGCAAUCGUCAUAAAAAACCCUAAGCCCCAUAAACUAAAUCCCCUACUAAGAUCAUUGGUUGUGUCCAAUACCCCAGAGAUUGCCCUUCUCCUCUACAACCAAAUGCUCUAUGAUUCAACCUCACACGACCAUUUCACAUACACCUWCGCCAUUAAAGCCUGCUCUCAAUUGUAUUCUAUUCAAAAGGGUCACGAAAUCCAUGCGUGUGUUAUUACAUCCGGCCACCACUCCGACGUUUUCAUUCAAAACUCUUUGAUUAGCUUCUAUGCAGAUUGCGGUGACAUUGCCAGCGCUCGCCGGAUAUUCAACUCCAUCGUUAACCCGGAGGUUGUGUCCUGGACUUCAAUCAUAUCAGGGCUUUCCAAGAAUGGGUGUGAAGUGGAAGCUCUUAAAGUCUUUGUGUCCAUGGAUGUUAGACCUAAUUCAAUGACACUUGUUAGUCUUCUAUCAGCUUGUUCUCAAUUGAGAGCUCUUCACUUGGGAAAGGCUGUUCAUGGGUUAAGUUUGAGGAAUUUGACUGAUUGCAACGUCUUUGUUGACAAUGCUUURUUGGACAUGUAUGUGAAAUGUGGGUCUUUGGACAGAGCACGCAACCUGUUUGGAAGAAUGAGUAAGAGAGAUGUGGUCUCUUGGACUACUGUUAUAGGUGGUUAUGCACAAAGAGGCCGUUGUSAGGAGGCAAUUAAAGCUUUUCAGGCCAUGAUACAAGGAGGUGAAGCUCAACCCAAUGAAGCUACUAUAGUGAAUGUAUUGUCUGCAUGUUCUUCACUUGGGGCCUUGAGUUCAGGCCAAUGGGUGCUUUCUUACAUUAAUGGAAGACACGGCCUUMCAGUUGAUGGUCAUGUGGGGAAUGCUCUGGUUAACAUGUAUGCAAAAUGUGGAGACAUGGGCAUGGCCCUUCAGGUGUUCAAUGGUCUAUCAUGCAAGGAUUUGGUGUCUUGGAGCACUAUGAUAGCGGGCAUGGCCAUGAAUGGGUCUGCCAAGCAAGCUCUGCAGUUGUUCUCCCUCAUGCUAUGUCAUGGUAUUGUUCCUGAUGGUGUAACCUUCAUCGGUUUGCUUUCUGCUUGUAGCCACUCCGGCCUGGUUGAUCAAGGAUUGGCCUUCUUUAAGGCCAUGAAUGAUGUCUAUGGGAUCACCCCUGAGAUUGAGCACUAUGCUUGCAUGGUUGAUAUGUAUGGACGUGCUGGACUGUUGGAUGAAGCAGAAGCUUUGAUUAGAGGCAUGCCCGUGGAGCCUGAUGGCCCAAUAUGGGGRGCAUUGCUCAAUGCCUGCAAGAUUCAUGGAGAUGACAAGAGACAUGAGCGUCUAUGGCAGUGUCUUCUUAAUACCAGGGGUGUAAGUGGAGGUACUUAUGCACUCCUAUCAAAUGCAUAUGCUACUUCAAACAGAUGGACUGAUGGCCACAAUGUGCGAAGUAUUAUGAGAUUCAUGGGGUUAAGAAAGACACCUGCAUAUAGUCGAAUAGAAGUCGAUUCACUCAUUCAUAGAUGACCAUAUACCUGAAAAUUAGUUAAUUGGACACCAUUCAUCUUAAUUUUCUUCUUGGUAUUAUAACAUGAUCAAAUUUCAAAUACAAUGAAAGGGCAAGGGUCCAAUGGUUUUUUUUUUU